Messenger RNA from Iphiclides podalirius (scarce swallowtail), 384 nucleotides. Lineage: Eukaryota; Metazoa; Arthropoda; Insecta; Lepidoptera; Papilionidae. The record is from the annotation of a GenBank genome assembly.
AUGGCAGUUUUAUACUCUCAACAGUUGGUGUUUCCCGCUUCCAAGCCCUUGAGACAAGUGUAUGGGAUGGCUGUGAAUGCAGUGUAUUGGCUAAGCAGUAUUAACCCGGUCCUUCGUGACUCCAUAGAGGCAACUUUUGGUGCUUUACCCGACUACUUUGACAACUCUGAACGUUUCUGGGAGACACCUGAUGGGCCUGAUUGGCUUUGGUGGUUUAUUGCAAUUUUGCCGCUCAAGACUGAUAUAAAGAUAUUAAUUUUAUCAACCAAUUGUAUUUUUAAACGCUUUAUGGCUGUCAUUCGAACCCUGGAAGCAAUGCGACAUAUUCCUAACACACGUAGUAACUUAGCAUGUGAACUUUAUAACACAAUUGGAUGUGAAGAU